Molecule: messenger RNA, 3245 nt
Organism: Myripristis murdjan (pinecone soldierfish)
Lineage: Eukaryota; Metazoa; Chordata; Actinopteri; Holocentriformes; Holocentridae
Exons: 18
Coding region: 1-3096 (1031 amino acids)
Source: RefSeq, a predicted model, not a curated record
AUGGAGCAGGAGUGUAUGAUUGCAGGUUUGUACCAGUCUCUGGGCAUCUCUAUUGGAUCUGAAUUUUCCUCCAAAGACGUGAGUGUCCUCUUCCACAAAGUCUUUCAUGUGCCCUCCACCCCAGAGGAUGCACAUGUGGCCAUCCGGAAGCUCUACUGGGACCUCCAGCUGCUAAAUGCAGGGCAACUCAACACUCUGUACAUGAUGAACAUACAAAACAUCAUCGGUCAGCUGGAUCUGGACUGCAUGUGCCCACACAUACACACAGCCACUUACGAAAAAGCUCACAACAGAUCAGAUACAAGGUCUGUGCUGUCAUGCUCAACCGACAAAGGCCAUUCACAGAAGGAGAGACUGGCAGAGAAAAGAGAGCAGCCGAGGACUGGAAAGGGUGUGUGGAGACUGAGGAGGGCAGCCAGGCAAAGCUGGGCCAGAUUGGCAGCAGAGGGGUUGCACAGCAUAUUUCCCUCUCUGUGGCAGUGUGAGCUGGUCAGAGGCCAGACCUGGGGCUGCGUCUCUCUGUCAGACCUCCUCCUGCUGGUGGAAGUCAAGUAUGAUGUGGUCACCCACAUGCUUUACACAGAGAUGCUGCAGGAGCACCACAGUCUCAGUGUCUGGGAGACUCUGCUGCCAUGGCAACAAGAUGAGGAAGAGGAGGGGCUGGAGGAUCUGGCAGAGGAGGCUUUGGAAUCAGGUGACAUGCUGUGUUUGGCUGAGCUACCAGGAGCCUUCAGGGUAUACAGGGCCAGUGAUGGUAGGUUUUUCAAAGGCGGUCCAGAUUCCAGGGAAAGGUCAUGGUCUGCUAUUAAUCUCCUGUGUGAGAUACACGCAUCUCGUCAACAAGAGAGGGAUGUGCUCACCGCUUUGAGCAGGAGGCUGGACAAGGAGGCCCUGCGGCUGUUGUGUCUCCACAUCAGGUCGGCCACUGUCAGAGCUCAGAGAGAAAAAAUGUCCUACGCUGCUCUCCUGGCUGCCCGGCAGUCCUGGGAGACAUGGCCGUGUGUUCGCAGUCCAUGUAAAACGGAGCAGGCUGCUCUGUGGCUACAGAGUGAGGAAGAUGAGGGAAAGGAAAAGAAAGACUUCAUCUCAGCAUCACUACAGCAGGCAGUGCUUCAUUGGCUGGUGCUGACUCAGGAGCAGGAGAGGAAAUAUCUGCUAAAGCUGCUGCAUGGGGUCUCCCAAGGGGAUUUACAGGGGCCAGGUGGCAAAGAGCCUUCAAGAGAGGAGGAUAAGGAGAGGCAUAAUGUUUUAAGAGAAGGCUGUAUAAGUAGAUUGAAACAAAUCCACAACGACCUGCAGACUCACAUGAAUACCCAAAUCCAAAAAGUGCAGAACUCCCAUCAGCCUCAACCCAAGUCCCUGCCCCAAACCCUACACACUUAUAAGUCAUUCCAGCCCCAAAUCCAGGCCCAGACCCAGAUAGGCAGCACAGCAGGGGGUCCCAAGUCCCAGUGGGAUGCAUGCGCCGUGAUGCUGCUGACCCAGCUGAUGGAGCUCCAAGAGGUCCAGGUUGCUGCAGUAAUAUCAGCAAUGCUUGACAUGAAUGCACAGCGUCUCCGAGCUCUGAGGGACAAGUAUGACUCUGAAGUUCAAGAGCAGCGCCUCGCCACUCUGCUGCAACUCCUGACCUCAGCUGCCCUUCUCACUUCAGACUCCCUACUCAUCGCUGAUCCAACCUUAAACCAGAACAGCAGCACUGAGCAAAUCACAGCUCAGGACUGCCGCACUGGGCCACUCCAAGCCCAAAACAGCAGCACUGGGCCACUUGAAGCUCCAAAUAGCAGCACUGCUGAUUCAAUCGGACGGGCAAGAAGAGAACCAAAUCAAGCACAAGCUGCAGACGGCAUUGAAAAACAAGAUGUCUGCACAGGCUGCGGGGUGGCCAUGGAGGACCUGCCCUACUUGGAGAUCUUGUGUGUGUCAGAAGUCACAAACAUUUCAAGUGAUGGACACACUGCAGAAAGAGGGGGAGCCCAGGAGGGACAGGAAGAGGGCAGCCCAAGGAAAACCCCGCAGAACUAUGAGAAACAGGGCUCUCUGAUUACCCUAGCAUGGAGCAAGCCACGAGAGGAUGACACUGAUCACCAGACAGAGGCUGAAGUCAGAGGCACAACAGAGAACCAGAAUGCUGUAAGAAGUAUGAAGACCAUGGACGGGAUAGGUGAUGUGCACAACACAGCUGAACAAAACACCCACUGUGAGGAGAUGCCAGGAGACAGUCACAUGAAAGUGUCACACCCCUCUCUGUUCACGGCUAGUUCCACACAGCGUGCAGACCAGCAAUGCAGCACAGAAGGACAGCUGCUCCUUAAAAAUCACUCUGCAGCCCUGGAGCAGCAGACAGUUCCUGAUCAGCCAGAGAACAGGGAAACCACCUCUGACAGUGACCUGCCAACGCAUGCUUUGGUAGCAGAGACCCUAGAGGUUGGACAGCCAUAUCGUUUGGCUGAGUCUCUUGAGAUUAAGCAGCAUGAUGAUGACCCCUGUUCUGACCUAUCCAAUGAGACAGCUAAUGUGAGUGAGGCUGUGGACAGAGUGCACACUGAGGUGGAAAUGAAUCCCACCCAAAUGCAGUCAGAGCUGUGGGACCUAAAAGAGCCUGAACAGCCUCACCAUGAAGACCAAAAAUAUACCUCACAAGCCACAGUAGACAGUAGUUUCUCCGAAAAGGAGACCACGAGGGAAUCUGUGAUGAUGGAGAGAGAUCCAAUGCUUGAGCCAGUGUCAGUAAUGGAGAGAGAGAGGACAAUGCGCAGCUUGGUGGACAUGCAAAGAAAGGUGGAACAGAGGCAACAGAGAGACAGAGAGAGACAACUACUGAGGGUCCAGGAGCGUCUGACAAUCAUCCAAAACAGGAAGGCAGAGGAAGACCUCCUUGGCCUGAAACAAAGUGACAGGUUACGGCAUGUCACAGACAAUCUGCCACAGGAGGACAAGAGCCAGCAGAAGACAGUUGUCAGAGAGCGACUGGAGCAGCUAAGGAGGGAGCGCUCCUAUGUCAUGCAGUCCAAACGAGACAGGAAUACUGCUGGGUUUAAGGAACUCCUGGGCCCAGUUGCUCUCCAGAGCACAGAUACAGAGGACGGAGGAGACUGACUCAGAUUCUGCAGUUACAUCAUUCAUCUAAUUUGAAGUUUUACCAUCUAGCACCAAAUCUAUCACAAUAAAUACAAUAUCCAACAAGUAAUAUUUCUCAUCCCUGUCAAGUUAUAUAGAACAUUAAACCCAAUGUGCACAUGGCUGAU